Molecule: messenger RNA, 450 nt
Organism: Hydatigera taeniaeformis
Lineage: Eukaryota; Metazoa; Platyhelminthes; Cestoda; Cyclophyllidea; Taeniidae
Source: the annotation of a GenBank genome assembly
AUGACACUGUGUUUUACCUAUGCCCCGGUGCCCUCCUACCUAACUUCUAUUGCACUUGAAGGGUCAGAUGUGGAUGUGUUGAUUUUUUCAACCACCACAGGGCGUGUAUUUGCAGCCAUCUGUUUUUUUCUCGGUAUCACCGAUGGCGCCUUUAUGACUUUGUUGGGACCGAUGCUGGAGUAUUACUUGGAUGAAAUUCACUUUCCCGCCGGUCUGGGAAUUAGUCUCUGUAUCAUCGGCGCUUUCAAUCUUGUUGGCACACUCAUUGGUGGCCACUUACUAGACGCAUCGGAAACCUACCAUAGUGCAAAUCUACUAGCUGCUUGUCUUCCCCUGAAGAAGCAAAUUCGUGGACUUCGACGAAAGCUUGCCAUAGAGAGUCCGGUGAUGCCAAACAUGUUAGCAUACACUCAACUUUAUCAUCAGUUACAUCAGGGAUACACGUUUUGA